Messenger RNA from Sabethes cyaneus, 4998 nucleotides. It is a transcript of the gene tna, whose product is annotated as zinc finger MIZ domain-containing protein 1. Lineage: Eukaryota; Metazoa; Arthropoda; Insecta; Diptera; Culicidae. Gene Ontology annotation, biological process: regulation of transcription by RNA polymerase II; protein sumoylation. The record is from RefSeq and is a predicted model, not a curated record. The coding region runs from base 1531 to 4521 and encodes 996 amino acids. The transcript is spliced from 11 exons. Gene Ontology annotation, molecular function: SUMO ligase activity; zinc ion binding.
UUCGGAUUGGGAAAAUACAUCCUGUGGAUAGCCGAAUUUAAUCUGGUAAACCAAGAAAAAAAAAAAUGCAUGACGAGUGGGAAGCAAUGGAAAUAGUGAAAACCGAAAAAGGAAGCAAGAAAUUUUAAAUAAGAAGUUGGGUUGGACAAAAGUUGCAUCUGUCAGAUUCAACUCCAAACAACUGUCCUGAAAGAGCUCGCCCGCGUUGUGUUUUGAAACCGUGCAAUCCAGUGAGGCGCAAACCAUUCAACAAACGAAAAUAUAAACGCAGGAAGGAAAGGAAGGAUAGUGGAUGUGAAAGGAAAAUGUGCAGCAUGUUGUAAUGUUUCGGGGUUAGAAGUUGAUGAAAAUAAUAAAAGGCAUUACGAGGGGAUGACAAAGUGUGACGGUUGAGCCUUGCUGAAUGUCCUCUUUGGUGAAUAAUCUUGUGUCGAAUUUAUCGCAAAGUAGCAUUAACAUACAGUUAGUCGUGAUUAUUGUUCGCAAUUACUUCAAUAGCAAGUACGUUUGUCUACUGUGAUUUGAGUAUUGUUUAACAAAUGAAAUGCAAACCAAAUAAUUAUCUGUUUGCUGAAGACAAGUUACUAAAAUGUGUACUGUAAUGAGCAGAAAAUAAAUUAUCAAUAAAAGACUAUACAAAGUUAAAUCUAGUCAACUAUAAGUGAACAAAUUUGAAAAAUCGCAAUUAUUCCAGAAGUCACAGAAGUGUUGUGGUGAAUAGCCAUGUGCAAUUUUGUUUGGUAGCAACCCAUUACCGGAAAAAUGGUUCAGUUUAAAGAAGAUAAGUACAUGCAAAACGAAGUAAAACAAUAACGCAUAACAAGAAAUUUUAAUUGUGUAAUUCAAAGCUAUGUUUUAGAAAAAAAAGAAAGGAAAAAGUCUAAUUUAAGAAAGGUGUUUGAGUGCAAGAUUCUCUAGAGCCGAAAAGCGGAGAAAAACUGUAGUUGUCAGCAGGAAAUUUAAUCAUGAGAAACAGGAGGAGCAUACAUCAUGAUAGUUGUAUUGGUCAUCUAGUGGUAAAAUCAUAUUUUCUUCUGUGGUGAAAACCAGUGAAAUAAAAGUUCCAUAGUGAUCCUGCUAUUGAUUUGCUGUUCCAGACUCGCAUAACAUAUACUCGAAAGCUGGAAUCAUAUCCCGGAGGACUGUAUUGUUCGUCCAUUUAGAAAAACUGAUUUGGUUCGAAUCAUCUGAUAACGUACGACCCUGGCGCGAAUCACUUAAAUGGAUUACCAACGAUACGAACUUUAAUUCAAUAACAGAUAUGCAGAUGCUAUGAGUGCCCAGGGGGGCUCCCUAGGGGUCCCAUCUUUGGGUAAUCGCAGAUCUCCGCUAACAGGAGAUUUGUUUCUGCUUUACGACAACUUACUGAAAACAACUUUGGGCAUAAGACAACAUCAAUUUCUUAAACACACAGAGUAGCGAAAUACGUGGCAUUGGCAUCGAGAACAAUUAGUGCGAAAUUUUACCGUGCAGUGCUCAGGGCAAUCAGCGAAUAGUUAUUCCAUCAAAACUAAAAUUUGUACGUUAGACAUGGUUGCUGCAGCCGGAGGGCAACAAGGUGGGAUGGACGUCGGCUAUAACCCUCAGAUGAACAACAUGGCAAUGCAUUCGCAGACAUCAUGGAACCAAAUGAACGGAAUGAACCAAAUAGUGGGAAUAAAUCAUCAAAUGGGUGGUGGUGGCGUAGGUAGUGGUGGUCCCCUUAGCCAAAUGAAUCCAAUGGGUCAGAUGAGUGGAGCUGGUAUUGGAGGUGGCAGUGGGGGAACAGGUGGAGGUGGUGGGACGGUUGGUAAUAUGGGUGGAAUGGCAGGCAUGCAGAUGAACCAGAUGGGUUCGAUGAAUGGAAUGGGCAAUUACGGUAGGCAUCACCAGCAAAUGAACCCAAUGGCACAGAUGAUGAAUAUGGGCAUGGGCAUGGGAAGUCAGAUGGGGCCAGGAGCUGGCAUAAACGGAAUUAAUCAGAUGAAUAGUAUGAAUCCACUUAGUCAAAUGAACCAGAUGUCACCGAUGUCGAAGAUGCAAGGAAUGGCCAAUGGAUAUCCUCCGCACCCAAGGCGGAUGACACCGUACCCAAACCCACAGAUGCAGAUGGCACAAAAGAGAUCAAUGUACGGAAUGAGCCAACAAGCGAUGCCCGGUACAACUUCACAGUUUCCACCUCAUCAAUCAACCGGCGUUCCUUUACCAAUGCAAGCUAAUACCGGUUAUGGAAGGCAUGGUCCAAUGCCAAUGGGCUAUCGUGGAGGGCCUCCAAUGAUGCAGCAGCGACAAAACACUCCUCCGUAUAGUGCCAACAGUGGCCAUACUCAACAGUAUUAUAACGCAGGAUACCAGAAUAUGCAAAGCUAUCAACCGGACAUUCGGAUGAAUUAUCAGCAUAGUCCAGUGCCCGGUAAUCCUACACCUCCACUCACCCCUGCCUCUUCCAUGACACCGUACAUCAGUCCCAAUCCGGAUCUUAAGCCAAACUUACCACACAAAGAUGAAGAGCUACGACUAACCUUUCCUGUGAGGGACGGUAUUCUCUUGCCACCGUUUCGAUUAGAACAUAACUUGGCCGUGAGCAAUCAUGUUUUCCAACUGAAAUCGACAGUGUAUAAUACCCUCAUGUGCCGGCCGGAUCUUGAACUGCAGCUUAAAUGUUUUCACCACGAAGAUCGACAGAUGAAUACCAACUGGCCAGCAAGUGUGCAAGUAUCUGCCAACUCAACUCCAUUGGAAAUUGAUCGGGGUGACAACAAGAAUUCGCAUCGUCCUCUUUACUUGAAGCAAGUCUGCCAACCUGGCCGAAAUACAAUUCAGAUUACUGUUAGCACAUGCUGCUGUUCUCAUUUGUUUGUACUGCAACUAGUACAUAGGCCCUCUGUAAAUCACGUACUACACACAUUGCUGAAGCGUAACCUCCUCUCAGCCGAGCAGGCAGUGGCCAAAAUCAAACGAAACUUUGCAAUUGGCCAUACUGUAAACCCCAACCAAUCCUUGGGAGGAAGUGGAUCAGGUGUUGAUAAGGAAUCAAUUGAACCUGCGGUCUCAACUAAAGUCUCCCUCAAAUGUACUAUCACCUCGAAACGCAUAGCACUUCCUGCCCGUGGCCAUGACUGCAAGCACAUUCAAUGUUUCGAUGUAGAGGCGUAUCUAGCACUUAACUGUGAACGAGGAAACUGGCGAUGUCCUGUGUGCAAUAAACCAGCUCUGACCGAAGGUCUUGAAAUCGAUCAGUACAUGUGGGCAAUCCUGAACACACUAAACUCUUCCAACACUCCGAAUGGUAUGGAAACUGAAGAAGUUGUUAUAGAUUCACAGGCCAACUGGCGAGCGAUAAAACCAGCCAAUGGAGGAAAUUCAGUACCUCCGGGUAGUAAUACUCCUGGGGCAGACGGUAGCGUACGCGGUAGGUCUACUCCGGUUCUGACAGGCAUCAAGUCGGAUCCAGACGGUGAAAACAAGCAGUUCAGUAAGGUUAUGUCUCCUGGAUCGACCUCUCUUCCAACGUGGGAUAAUAUGAAUGCAAUGAGUCCUUAUAUGAGUCCGGACAUGAGCUCAAUCGCUAGCGGUAGCAUGAUGGGUUCAAACAACUAUAAUCAGCGAACGCAAUUUGAGUCAUUCAGCAACCCUAUAAAGCAAGAAACCUUCGCUAAUGCCAUUAAGCAGGAAGCCAACUCUAACUCACAAACCGGAGUUAACGGCGGUGGUGCCGGCAACACCGGUGAUUUCGGAAACAAUCCACUAGCACAUCUAAGUGAUUCAGUCAAUUCACUCGAUCCUCUAAAUGCCAUGGAAAAGUCGUUGAACGAUCAGAUGCCACAUACACCUCACACUCCACAUACGCCUGGUGGUGGAAAUUCUUCCGGUCACCCAAUGACCCCAGGUGGUCCUCCCAGUGUACCGUCUGCAAGCGAUAUCAAUUCCAGUCAAUCGGGUGGUGCCGGAAACGUUAGCAACAGUAGCAGCAGUAGUAGUGGCAACAGUGGCAACAACAGUAGUUCCAAUAACAAUAAUAAUAGCAACAAUCCCGGCAACGCAGCUAGUAACAACAACCAAAAUAACAGUAGCCAUAGCAACCCGAGUGCAAGCAGUCUGAUGCAUUCACCUCAACAUCAACAACAACAACAGCAAGCAAUGGCAAUGACAAACAAUCCAGCGGCCAACAUCAUGAAUUCACCCCAGAGUUUGAUGAACUCACCGCAAAAUAUGAUGAACUCUCCUCAAAGCAUGAUAAAUUCGGCAAAUAAUCUCCAGCAGAAUCUGAUGAACACAAUGAACUCGAUGAUGCAAGGCCAGCAUCAGACUGGAUUGGUCGGUUUAACAGAUGUAGAUUUACCGGUAGAUUUAAACUUCGAUCCUGCCGCAGUUAUUGAAGGUGAAAGUGGCAACGACUUAAAUCUACUUCCGGACAACGUGGUUGACCCGAUGGAGUUGUUAUCGUAUCUAGACCCACCACCUGAUCUGAACACACCACCCUCUAGUGGCUCCAGCAACAAUGCCAACAGUGACGACAUUCUGGCGGCACUAUUCGACUAGAGCAGCAGGCUCGAUCGUGUCACAAUAGUCAACACUAAUAGAAAAAGAAAAUCGUAAUGUAAGCUAAAAUGUGAUGAUUUUUGUUUUUGUUUUCAUUCAGCUGUCAGAACACUGUCAAAAUUGUUUGUACAGAACGAUCAAUUGUUUUCCUAAAUGUGUAAAGAAUAUCGCUUAAUUCGCUGGAAAUGCAAAACAGAAUUAUGUAAAAACGAACACUCUAUUUAAGUAUAUAUAAAAAUGAAAUGUGAUUUCGAAUGUGGCGCUAAUCUAAUUCAAAUCAUAGGUUACAAACGAACAAACAAAUAAAAGGACCUUGCAAGUGAUAGCCAAAAUGGUUUUGGAACCUUCUACCUAUUUUUCGUCACUGAGAAAACAUGGAAUGCUUACAGCAUUAAUUUGUAAUUCAAUAUUUAUUUUCCAUGAAAUAGUUUUUAGUCUUUUGUGAAAAGGAAAUUAUUUAUUUUGUACAAAAUAAGA